ACGACGACCCGCGCGGCGUAGUGUUCCGUCGCCAUCGCUCCCUUGAUAAAUCGCGUGGGCUUGCAACUGAACUAGUGUGCGUGCAUGUGUAUGCGUGUUUUUAGUGAAUAGCACAGCAAAGGAGAAAAAAAACCACACAGCUGAGCGCAUAGAGACUGCGGACUGGCAAGAAAUCAAACCCCAACAACGCGGAUGAUGCGCGGGGAAUGGUUGGUGCUGAAUGUUAGUUUCAUAUUAGCAAACCGGCGAUGUGUGUGUGUGUGCGUAAUCUCGAUCUCCCCAUCGCGACUCCUUCCCGUCUGGUCUGGUCAGUCUGGUUUCUAGCGCCGCGUCCUGCACAACCGUACGUCCGCGGUCGACUUAUCAUCUGAGUGUAAUCAUUUCAGUAACUCUUCAGUUCCGCUCCGGUAGCUUAGUGAUAGAGGGAUAGAGACUAACCUUCAAAGUGCGUGCAAGUGUGUGUGUGUAUGUGUUGUGUGUGUACCUGUACCUGGAAGUGCGGUGAGCGAGUGUGUAUGUGUACAGUGUAACGACAACACAGUGUGCUGGAAUGGAAAUGUCCCUGCCGUGCGAUGACAGCGCGUGAACAACGAGUUUAAAGCGAACGUUUAUUGCGAAACAAAAAGCUGCCGAAAAUCAUCAUUUGCCGUUCCGUUGUUGCCCCACGGGCCUCCGUGAACAGAGAAGAGAACCCCCCAAAGCCUACUCAGUGCAUAAUUGUUCGCUCACCUUCCACGAGAGCAGCUGCUUAACCGUUUCCAGAACAUCCAGAAGGGGUAAAAAGCACACCAAACCGCUUCGGGCCGACAGGGCAGGGCGUGUAGAAAGCACGGGCAUGGAUCCGUACGGCUGGCCGGCUUCACCGUUGCGUGCUGGCGGUGGCGGUGGUGGUGGAGGAGGAGGUGGAGGUCCCAGCGGAAUGUACGACAACAUUUCCAACGACGGCAUACCGAUGGACGCGCUGGCCGAGCUGCAGGACACGGGAUUCGAGCCGCAGACGCGGGCCCGCUCCAACACCUGGCCCCUGCCGCGGCCGGAGAACUUUGUCGAACCGGAAACGGAACCGGACAGCAACAAGUGCAGCAAUCAGCAGCUGGCCAACACCGGCUCCAGCAAUACGCAGCUGCAGGCGGCCGCAUCAUCGUCCUCGUCCAAGAAGAACUCCUCGCGACGCAACGCCUGGGGCAAUCUAUCGUACGCCGACCUCAUCACACAAGCCAUCAGCUCGGCCAGCGACAGCCGCCUAACGCUCAGCCAGAUCUACGAGUGGAUGGUGCAGAACGUGCCGUACUUCAAGGAUAAGGGCGACUCGAACAGCAGCGCUGGCUGGAAGAACUCGAUCCGGCACAAUUUAUCGCUGCACAAUCGCUUCAUGCGGGUACAGAACGAGGGUACGGGCAAGUCGUCCUGGUGGAUGCUGAACCCGGACGCAAAGCCGGGCAAGUCGGUGCGCCGGCGAGCCGCCUCGAUGGAAACGUCCAAGUACGAGAAGCGCCGGGGCCGGGCGAAAAAGCGCGUCGAAGCGAUCCGGCAGCAGGCUGCCCUCGGUCUGGCCACCAACCCACUGAACGAUGCCACCCCGUCACCGAGCAGUAGUGUUAGUGAAGGAUUAGAUCUGUUCCCGGAGAGUCCACUGCAUAGCGGUAACUUUCAGCUGUCGCCCGACUUCCGGCAGCGCGCCUCCUCGAACGCGAGCUCGUGCGGUAGGUUAAGCCCAAUCCAGUCGAUCGUGGGCGUCGAGAACACGUGGAACUAUACGGCGGCGGACGUGGCCGACCUGGUCGACAGUGCCGAGCAGGCGCAGGGCGACGUGCUCGAGCUGGACAUCGGUACGCUCGAUCAGCUGGCCGGCUCGCUGGCGGACGAGCUGACGCUGCAGCAGAACGAUUACUUCAAAGGAUUUACGCAGUCGACGGCGAUGCACAAUCAGCCACCGCCGCCACCGUACCAGCCGCCCCAGCCCUACUCGCUGAUGGCCUCGGUCGCCCCGUCCUACGGUCUCCCGCAGCAACAGAAUCAGUGCCCGAUUCAUCGCAUACAACAUUGUACCUGCAUGCUACAGAAUAAUGCUCGUGAGAGCAUCUCACCGGCAUCCGGCACCGGCAUGUCGCCCUCAUAUCCGCACAGCGAACCGUCACCUGACUACGCCAUGCUAAUUGGAUCUCGCGUAAUACAAAGAACGCCCUCGUCUAGUCCUCCGCUAACGCCAAAUACGAUCUGCGGAUUGAUAGCGCCACCGCCGCAGCAGCAGCAGCAGCAAGAUCCAACACCGCAGACGCUAAUGGGUCAAGUGAUGGAAGCUUUAAACAGCCAAACAAACAUCGACGACAUCAACAUCAACGUGGAAGCGUUUCCGUGUGUGGAUGAGGUGCUAAAGCACGAGCUCAGCUUGGAGGGAUCGCUCGAUUUCUCCAACCUGCCACUGUCGAUCCACAACAGCUACGCGGCCCCGAACAAUUCCAACUCGUCCGACUCGUCGUCCGGGAUCAGUGCGAUGACCGCACCGUCCCCGAACCAGCAGGCGGCCGCACACAACCACGGCCAGUACGCGGCCCGCACGAGCGUCACGCCACCGUCCUGGGUGCACUAGGGAGUGUGUGAUGGAGUGCGCGGUGCAUGGAGCCGGUACCGAUGGCGCGAUGGCGCGCAUCGGUCCAGUGAAUUGAACGCUUUUCCGAGAGCGGACCCAGUGCCCAAGUGCUGUGAGAAUGCAUCCCCUUGAAAGAAAAGCCCAGCUUGCCGAUUGGGGGAGGAGAAAAUAAAAACAAAACACCGACGACCGAAACGACUCACGUGGGAAGCGCUGAACUGGUGAUCGUACGUGAUCGUACCGGAAACGGGGAGAACGAAAGGAGGAAAAGUGCUCUGCAAAAUGAGCAAUUAAACAGACAAGCCAAGCUUUUUGUUUUUAAUGUACAUAUAGUGUAUGCGAGAGCGUAAGUGUGUGUGAGAGAGAGAGAGCGAGAGAGAACGAGAGAGCGAGAGAAUGAAUGGAGUCUCUUGUGUGAAUGACAGCGAAGGCUAGUAAACAAGAUAGAGUGACAGGAAGAGUUGAUUAGUAGUAGGAGCGAUAGUAGGCGCGAUAGUAGGAGCGACAGUAGUAGAGUAGCGUUAGUUGCAAUAGUUUUUACCUUAGUACCUACACGCAGCUAUCCUUAUGUCGAGCUCUAAGCUGUGUAGCGUAAGGAGCAGCUUAGUACAUUGUUUUAAGAUGCGCAACAACAACAAAAGUCACACGCACACACAUAGUAAGCGAGAGAAGGAGUUGUUUUUUUUUUGUUUCGUUCGUUCUUUAACUAUAGUAGGGGCUAAGAUUUACGGAUUUAUUUGUGUUUUUUCCCUCUCUCUCCCUACUCCUGGUAGUGACAUCUCAUCAAAGCAUUGUUAAAUUGUUUGUUGAAUUUUUAUUUGAUUUGAUUUUUUGUGUACGAAAAGAAUUGUUUAACCGUUUAAUAACUAACAACAUUGCAAAGGUGUGCAACAAUAAACUCGCUGCACCGGGAAAAGGGUGACAAACACUGGUUUAGUUAAGUCAGCCUUUCCCCAUUCCCUUAAGCCGCCCCUCCCCACUCAUAAUACUUCCGCGCUGUGUGAAAACUCAACUGAAAGUUGUUUAUUGGUCUUCCUUUUACGACCGUUUUUUGUUAUGACUAAACACUAAAAACCUGAUCUUAUCUUGUUAUAAUAGUACUGUUUAAUUAUUUUUUUUUUCGUGCGUUUCGUUUAUUAUUAUUUUUUUUUUUGGGGCGGGGAUAAUAGAAUCGUUCUUUUGAAGGCGACCGCCCGAUAGUGUACAGAAUAAGCUUUUGCGAAGUAUGAAACCCGUAAACAUACGUAUAUAAUAAUCAAAUGUAGCUUAUCGAGUUAGCAAUUAGGAGAAGAAACUGUACAUACGUGACGACAAUAUAGGUUGUUAAGCUAAGCUAUAUAUAUACUCCGGUUGCUCUGGUUUUGGUACAACGAUCUGUUUCGCCGACAAGCCCUUCCCAGCAAGCCGCCCGCCCCCCGUAUUGGUCGUUUUUCAAGCGAUGGCUGCACAAGCUUCUUCUCGCUACUUAACACGCUACUACCACAAACGCUUGGUUGUUUGGUGAGAUAUCAUUUUUGUGGCAAGCGACCGUGUUGCUUGUUUGUCUCUCAUUUGAUAACUUAAAAAAAGACACCAAAUCAGCAUAGAAAUUUCCAUUGCAAAGGAAAACUUCUCCAUUUUCAUCUCGAUCACUAAACGUGUGCAGCCGUAGCCCCAGUUGAAAGCUGACGAUACGAUGGCGAGCGGGUCAUGUGUAUGUGUGUGAGCGUGCAGCGAGUGCAGCGAGAAUCAUAGCUAAAACGGUACACAUUAAUCGGUGUAGAACUUCUAAUUCAAUAAAUUGCCAGUGCCAUUAGGGAAAACAAAACAGAAAACAACAAAAUCUUCUAUUUGUACUCGACGGUAGGGGUGUGUGUGCGCACGUCGCACGAGAAAGAAAGCUAUUGCACCACACACAAACUAACAGCGCUGUAUGUGUAUUGUCGACUUAGUACGAUCCUUGCUAGCUGUUAAAACAGAAACAACCCCUCGAGAGUUCAUCCCCUUUACACACACACACACACACACACACACACACACACACACACUCAUUAUCGUGUAGGUUUGUGUACAGGACCAUGGUGUUGGUUGCGUUUGUCGUUUUCUUUCUCGCUAGUUGAUUCACGCGCAUUGCUACUCUACAUAAAGGUGUUAAGAGGGACGAUAAACGAUCGUAAGGUACGAUUGCACAGACUAGCUGUAGUAGGUUCCGAUAGGGCAAAAUGGUGCAUAUAGCUGCAAAAAAAAACUAGACAUACACAUACACAGAUACAUAUAAAUGGCUGUUUUGCUAGAUGAAGGUAGUGUUGUAUACCGGACGAAAAUCCGUAAAUGGUAGUCCCAGUUGUGUGAUCAAAACUCUCGGGACACUAGUGGUACGGCUUUAGGCUUUAGGGGAGACACAAGUGAAAUAGGCGUAACAUAAUUUCUUGCAUAGAUAAGGCGAGUGUGUAUGGGCGCGUGUCCGUUUGUGUGUGUGUGUGUGUGAGAGAGAGUGUUCUAGAGUUAAUAAAUCUAAAUUCAAAUCAUACUUAGGCUGAAUGGCGGGGGAGGGAGCGUAGAAGAUCAACAAAAAACUGCAACAUAAAUAUCUAACACACUGUAAUUUAAGAGAAAUAAUCAAUUGUUUCACGCGUGUAUGUGUAGUGAAAGCACACAAAAAAAAUGCGAGAAAAUCCUGUUUGGAAAAUUUCAAGAAAACAACACCAUUAAGAUUCCUUUUGGUUUUGUUUCCUUUGCUCAUUCUGAUUGGAAAACCGAUUUUUGUAAAACACUCCCCCCUCCCCCUCCUUCUCCCCCACAGUAUCUAUGAUAAGUGAUUGUGGUGUACGCUUACGAGCUGCAACGAGGAGGAGCAAGCAAGCAAGAAGGUAGUGGUGUGUACAGUAAUUAGUAAUAUUUCGAUUGGUAGCUUUAACGCGUGCUGCAGCGUUAAACAAACAUUGUUAGAAACAAGAAUUAAAGCAGUAAAGUAAAGCAAAUUGUGUAAAGAAUCGUCAGUUAGUGAGCUAAGAGGCAUCUAAAAGAGUAGGACAACACAAGCGCUUAUAACGGGAAUAAGGAAGCUGUAGGGAGGAACUGAUCGUGAAGGGCGGCGCACUCUUAUUAUCAACAUCCAUUAAAACCAUCCAUGCCACUUUUCUUCAAGCCUUCAAGGGCUAUAUUUUUGGUUUAUUUUCGACUUUUUGUUUAAUGCUGCAAUUAUUACACUGAAAUGCAAAAAAGAAAAACAACAUCAAUGUGCAAUUUAGUUAAUGUAAACACACGCAAGUGUAAAGAACCGACAGCUAAGUACGCAGAGAAGCAGUAGAGCGUAAGCAACACACAAAGAAGAGAAAAAUUACACUAAAAACUAAUAAGCAAUGCUAUGAGUGAAUGCAAAAAAAAAAAAAAACAGACAAAUGGAAAAGUAAAAAAGGGGAAAAACAAGGCAUCGGAGAACGUUGAAUAGAAGGAUAGAAAAGAAAAAAAGAGCGCUUCAUGAAACGAAACAUAAAAACCACAAAACAAGCAAGCAAAACAAGAUGGAGCUGUGAGCAAAUGAAUGUCGCAAAGUAGCAAACAAACAAACAAAAAGCCGUAUGUGUUCAGGAAAGCUUCCCCCGAGAGAGAGAGCGAGAGAGACGAUACACGGUGGAAAACUAGCACUUUAACUGUUGUUCUGUUCUGGUGCUGUUUAGCUAUUGGGAGGGGUAGUGAAUUGACUUGAUGGCAACAGAGACAAAAAAAACAGCAACAACUUUGAAACAUCAACAAUACUAGCUAAGUCCUUUAUACUCCUGUUAUAUUUCAGUUUUGGCUUCUAUCGUUCCACAUACUCAUUUCGGUUCUUUUUUUAAGUGCUGUUUGUACGUGUGUGUGGAUGUUAAUUUUUCAUUCAUCUUUAAUACUUCAUUAGCUUAACUUUUUUUUUAGUUUUGCUUCUUUCCUCCCCCUUUUCCCCCAUUUCUUUUUGUGUUUAGUUACUUUUUAUCGCCAUUUUGUACAAAUUAAGUUAGGUUUGGAAUGUUCGUACGUUGCGACACAUGCGCUGCAAAUUAGUUCGGUAAGGAUAAUAAACUAGCGCGAAUGUUAUCGGAAGGGAAGGAAAGGAAGAAAAGCUAUCGGAAGCGUUUGUAGCAAAUAGGUGUGCGUAUUGCUGUAGGGAAAGUGAAUUUGGAUUGUGCGGCGGAUUGUCAGUAGAACAAAACAAGAAUGAGUUUGUUGGCGUGUGUGUGUGUGUGUGAGAGAGAGAGAGAGAGAGAGAGAGAGAGAGAGAGAGAGAGA
This is a messenger RNA of Anopheles coluzzii, 6835 nucleotides long. It is a transcript of the gene foxo, whose product is annotated as forkhead box protein O. Gene Ontology annotation, cellular component: nucleus. The coding region runs from base 836 to 2590 and encodes 584 amino acids. The transcript has 11 exons. NCBI's taxonomy places the organism in Eukaryota, Metazoa, Arthropoda, Insecta, Diptera, Culicidae. Gene Ontology annotation, biological process: regulation of transcription by RNA polymerase II. The record is from RefSeq and is a predicted model, not a curated record. Gene Ontology annotation, molecular function: DNA-binding transcription factor activity, RNA polymerase II-specific; RNA polymerase II cis-regulatory region sequence-specific DNA binding.